Molecule: messenger RNA, 1143 nt
Organism: Protobothrops mucrosquamatus (brown spotted pit viper)
Lineage: Eukaryota; Metazoa; Chordata; Lepidosauria; Squamata; Viperidae
Gene: WDR73
Product: WD repeat domain 73
Exons: 8
Coding region: 1-1143 (380 amino acids)
Biological process (GO): cytoplasmic microtubule organization
Cellular component (GO): spindle pole; cytosol
Molecular function (GO): protein binding
Source: RefSeq, a predicted model, not a curated record
AUGGAGGAGGAGGAGGAGGAGGAAGCAUGGUUGAUGGACUCCCUGAGGCUAUACAACGACCUCCAUCUCUUUGAACUUCCCGGGCCCACCAGAGUCAUCGAAUGGACAGGAGACCAACGCAUUUGUGUCGCUGGAUACGAGCACGGGAGCAGGAACGAAAUUUUGCAGCUCCUUCUGCCUCCGAGGCUGCUUGCAAAACAAAAUAAGGGCUUAUGUUCGGAGAGAGAUUUCAAGGUUGAAAGGGGUGGAAUCUGUGAUCGCCCCAUCUUCAGGCUCAAACAUGUCCCGGGAACCAGCUUGCUGGUAUCCAGUGGCCCACCAGACAGUGCUCUGCAGGUUUGGCGUGUGGAAUCAGAUGAAACAGAUAUGAUUAAGCUACUGAGUGUCAUCUCUCCCACAAAGACAGAAGAUACUUCCUGGUCCAAAAUUGCAACCAGCUGUGUCAAACCAGCCUGCAUCCUCUACGGGCAAAGAAUCGGCAAUCUCCAAAUGAUGGAAAUUGAAUCGGGGCAGAAUCUUUGGGUGGCAGCCUCUGCCAGCCCUGACAAAAUCGCCAGUCUGGACUUCCUGGAUGAAGUCACUGCUGUGGUGUGUGGUGCCAAAGGGCAGCUGUUCCUUGUGGACUUCCGGCAGCACCAGGGCAUUCUGGGAGCUCUCAAAGAGGCUCAGACCCCUUGGGCCCAGACAGAGAGGCUGAGCUGGUGUGCAGGAAUCAGCUCUGGAGAGACACCACUGAUUGCCCGUCUCUCCUCGGGUGGCCUCGUUGUGUUGACGGACAUCAGACACCCCUCCAGCCCCCUGAAAGUGGCCCAGUGCUGCAUUCCCACCCCUAACCUCCGUGGGGCAGAUUUCCUGUCCAUCAGCUUCGCACCUGUACUGGGCAACACCUUAGCGGUAUCAGGUUUCGACGCGACCGUUCAGGUCUACAAUACAAAGGACUGGGAUUUCUCAGGGCAGGAAGCCAAACCGGUAUUCAUCCACAAAGGACACAUCUUUGGCACCCCAGGCAAGGAUGGAGGCAGUCCGAUGGUCACCACCCACACUUGGCACCCUUGGAAGCCCCAGACAUUACUCUCGGCUGCAAGCGAUGGAUCACUGCACGUGUGGGACUGGUCUGACCCUCGAGCAAGUGAGCCAGUCUGA